CGUGUGUGUGAAUUUAAUUUUUACGCUACUUUAUGGUAUGGAAAUUUCUUUUCUCUGAUCGUAGAUUGUUAAGAAAAAAUUAUCAACAUGGCUGGAGAAACUGCUUUAGCGAGACAGCUCAAGAAAUUAGCUGUUCCUCAAUCAAAUUUGCUUAUUCAAGACAAAUUAAGAAAGUCUUUCUUAUUUGACUAUCGAGAUGCUGCUAGUUUGGGUCGAGAUGAAAUAUUUGCUUAUGGAACAAAUGGACUAGAAAAACUUAAAUUGUCCAAUCCAAUGUUUUCAAAAUUCGAACAGAAUCUAUUUCAUGUUACUUACAAGGAAAUGGAACGAUCUGUUCAAACCGCUAGCGUCAAUAAGAAAUUGGAUGAAAAGAUAACUGAAUUUCUUCGAAUGCUGUCGCCGCUUGUUACAUUUAGAGCUGCCCAUGAAGCAUUGGAGUGGCUGAUAUAUCGAUUCCAUAUCCAUCUGUAUAAUACAGAUGAUCUAAUGGCUUGUGCUUUACCUCACUACUACUCUUCUACAUUUGUUCGUAUUGUGCAACUUCUAGAUCUUAAUGAUCCAAACUGUCGAUGGUCUUGGCUAUUAUCUGUGCAAAAAUCUGGCGUUCCACUUGAAAAGUCGGCAAUUUUGAAUCGUAUCAAUGGUGAUAGAGGUUUCAAAAAAUUUAUCUGUGAUAUGGUUCCCAAUAGCUUAAAAGUUUUCAAAAGCUGUGAAUCUCUUGCAAAUCCAGUUGUCUCUUUCGCUAUGCUGUCCGUCUACGAAGCUCUAUGCAAAUGUGAAUACGUAACUGAUAGCAUGGUCACUUUUUUGUUUCCAUACAUUUCGGAAGGUCUUAAAUCCGGUCAUUAUGAUUGCAUGUGUUCAUCAUAUUUAAUUAUAUCAGCAAUUGUAAUGAAAGUAAAGUUAGCAGAUAUAGUGCUUUUUGAAUUAAUGACUAAAGUUUUUGAAAAUUUUAAACCUGAAUUAGCAACAGAAGCAUUUGAAUUAUUGGUACUGAUAUUCCAACAGCAGUCAGUAAAAAAGAUGCCAAAUAAAUUUUUGAAAUUAUUAAUCUCUAUUGAAGAUUAUAUGGAUCAUUUUGUAUAUAUGUCAGAACAUUAUGAUGUUUCAUCUCUGAUUAGAGCAAUUAUCAAGAAGGCUGUACCAUACACAUUAAGUUCAGAGUUACGUAAACCUUCUUUAAAGAAAUGUAAGAACUCAACAAUGUUUUGCAUAGUUUUAGUGAAAUCUCUAAAACUGAAUGAAAAGAAUGUUGUUAUUUUUGUUAAAUUAAUUCUGAAAAUCUAUUUGAAGCUGCAAAGUAAAACGGAACGGAAUGGAAAGUCAAUGGAAAGGGUAGCUAAAAUGCUUUUAGCAAGCUUAGAAAAUAAAUACCCAGAAUAUUUUGAUAAAGCUGUAGAAAUCUAUUUUAAAAAGGAAAAUGGGAAGCAUAAAAACAAAAUUUGUAAAUUAAUUAAUGAAUCAGUUAGUAGUUUGAAAAAUAAAGUGGUUGUUGAUACUCAAACCACUUUGGUUCUGGGUGUUAAUCAUGCAAAUGCUCAUAUUAGGAAGAGUUCAAUGAGAUAUCUGUUAAAACAAGCAGCGUUAGGGCAAAUUUCUGAUGUGAGCUUUAUUGAGAGCACACUUUAUGACAGAUUAAGUGAUGAUUGCCCUCAUGUUGUAUUGGAAGUCUUGGCCUCUCCUCAAAUUCUAUUGGACUUUAUUGAUAAGCAGAAACUUCUUGUGGCUUUUGAGCAAAUUUUUAAAAGAAAAAUCAAUAGGAAAUCGGAUUGGUAUCAAGUGCAAAUGAAAUGUUUGGAUAUAAUAUGUGAAUAUUAUCUCAAUGACGGCCAUUUAGCUUUUGAGAUAUUUUCUACUCUUAUGCCCUUUAUAUUUCCUCUUCAAACUGACACAAGUGAAGGAUUUCAUCAAAUCAUGAGUUCAAAACUUAAGACUUUUCUUCCUAUUCUUCAGGUGCUUCAUGUACCAGAAGAUUUCAUCACUUCAAAUUUUAGAAGUGACAAGGAGCCUAUGUCGGAUCAAGUUUUACUUGAGAUGAAUUUUUCUAUUAUUUCUUCUAUUAAAGAAUAUAUUACUCUAUUAGAUAGUUCUUCAAAAUCCCUUUUUCUAAUAUUUUUGAUGCAAAAAAGUGAAGAUAAAGCGAACAAUUCAAUUGGUUUCAUUUUUACAUUGACUGUUGGGUAUGCACUUGUUUCUGAUGAUGAAUUAGAGCAAAAAUUUGUUUGGAUUGAACAUUUGCUAACGUUCUUUAAAUCAUUAACAACUCAUAAGAUAUUGGAUGAAGAAUUUUCUGAAAGUAUUGAUGAAGAAACGCUCUCUGAGAAAUAUGUUGAAGCACUUCAAAAAGGAUAUUUUCCUAGUUUAGCUGUUUAUUAUACAUUCUACAAGAUAAUAAUAGAAGUGAAAUUAGAUUUCAGUUUAUCUAAUAAUUUAUGGCUACCUAAGGAAAAUAAUUCUCGAUUUACUUCAGUUUCAAUUUUGACAUUAAUGUAUGAAUUUUGUAUUAACCAAAUUAUUAGUUGUAAAUUAUCUGUACAGAGUUUCAAGCUAUUACUUACAGUCUUAUUACAAACCAGGUUUGAAUCAAUUCAUCAUUUGUUUUGCUUUUUAUCACAUUUGUGGUCAAAUCCUUUUGAUGUUAUUCCCUGUAAUCUCCAAACAGCUGCACUGAAAACUGCCAUAGAAUCCUGUAAAGAUGUUACUACAUUAGAUUGGUUUUUUCAUAAUGGUCAAAUGUUUAUUUGUUUACUGAAGGCUAUAGCUUCACCUGAUACAGAAGUUUGUAAAACUGGCUUAGAAUUGUUAUCAUCAUUAUUGCACCAAGCAGAGAAAUCAAAUACUGCUUUUGAAGUUUUGGCAGAAUAUAUUAAUGAAAGCUGUGAAGAAAUUUCUUUAGAUAAUGAUCAAUGUUAUUUUAUUGUUAAUAAGUGGUUGAAUCCUGCUGCAGAAGUUUAUAGUUUACAAAAUUCAACCUGUGUAUCUGAAUUCAAAAGUCAGCAUUCUGUCUUGGAAGAAUUUAUUAAAAUCUUAUCAGAUAAAAAUUCACCUAAUUCAAUUAAAUUAACUAUUUUGUUAUGUUUGCAUGGAACUGAAAGUGCUGGUCUUUUAUCAGCAUAUAUUCCUUUAUUAAAUGAAUAUCUCUUUUAUUUUAUUGAAAGAAAAUCUUCAAGUGAUCAACUGUACAUAAGUGUCUUGGAAUUGUUGAUUCAGAAAUUCUCAUCCAUAACUGCUGUUUGUCUGAAGGACAACUGUAUAGAAACUGAAACUUUUUUUAAAUGUGUGCAACUUAUUAAAUUUGAUAAUACAGAGAGUAGGUCUCUACAAACUUUAAUUUUAAAGUGCUUAACAAGAGAAUUCUUUAUAGCAAUUCCAUCUAUUACAGUUCAAAAGAAAUUGCUUGAUACCCUUUUGGAUUUUUAUUUGAAUUCAUCAUCAAAUGUUGGUGUCAAACUGAAAAAAGUUCUAGAAAAAUUAUCUACUUUUGCUUAUAUGAUCAUUAAAGAAUUCCAAGACAAAGAAACUUCACUAAAACAAACUACUUUAAAAGAUUUGAAGAAGUUAAAAUUUAAAGAGGACAAUUCAAAUUUGGUUGAAGGCAAGACUUGGAAAAAAAUAACUGUUUUAUUAGAAAUCAUACAAAGCAAAUCAAAAUUAGACAAAAGGGAACUUUUAAUCCCUGAGCUUUUCAAUCUUUUGAACAAAACCUUGAGUUUUGAUUCUCGGUCUCCUGUAGAAUAUGUAAAACAAUUGAUUCUAUCUACUAUACAUAAUUGCUGUCAGAAUUUGGGUAGCAAUAGAUUAGAUGAAAGACAAUUCAAAGUUGAAUUGAUUGUCCAAUGUAUUAGAUCUUCAACAAAUCCUAAAACACAUCACCAGUCAUUACUUCUGCUGAAUUUAGCUGCAACUAUGUUUCCUGAAUAUGUGCUUAGUAAUGUUAUGUCAAUUUUUACUUUUAUGGGAUCUAGCCUUGUACGUCAAGAUGAUAGUUACAGUUUUCAAGUUAUUUCACAGACUAUUGAGACAAUUGUUCCAUCUUUGCUUGCUGCUAGCAGUUUCCAGAAAGAAAAUGAUGCAAUGCAAAUUGUUGCUUCUGUUAUUCGUGUGUUUGUGGACUCCCUUUCUGAUAUUCCUCAACAUCGACAGUUGCCUCUCUUCCAUAAAUUAAUAAUCACACUUGAACCUUCACAAUACCUGUGGAUACCUUUAGCUCAGAUAUGUGAUCAGUAUGCUACUGUAUUUCACAGUAUGUUAUCAAGUGAUGAAAGUGAAUGGAAAAAUGCCCCUACUUUGGAAUUUGCUAUAAACUUACUCAAAUUAUUUACUCCAUCCGUUCAAAUUGAUACUUGCAUCAAUUUAUUAAAUUUCUUGUCAAUGCUGCCUGAUCAUAAGGAACAAUCUGCAUUAGAACAGGAAGUAUCAUAUAAUUUUACUGAACCUUUCAAUGUGUCAGCUCAUUCAGAUCAGCAAUUACAAAUGUAUAAAUGUAAUGUCUUAUCGUGUAUCAACAUAUGGCUUUCAUCACAAGUUUUUGUUAGUCAGGUAUCAGAAUUAGAUACAAAAGCGUUGUUCAGCUUAGAAGAAAAGUAUGAAGAAUUGUUAGAAAAAUCUUUAAACUAUUUACAACAUCAAAGAAAUGCAAAGCAUCUGGACACAGAUAAAAGUAAGAAUGCCUACAGCUUAUUUCCAUUGCUGUUUGAUUUGGUUGGACAUAUAAAUGCUUUGCUUCCUGGUAGUUUAUUUAUUCGAGUUGUUCGACGUUUACUGAAAAACCCUGAAGCAGCCAUCCAAAAAAGGGCUAUUGAAUUGCUGAACAUUAAAUUAGAACAGCAGCAAUAUAUUUUCACAGAAGAAAACCAUAAGCCUUUGUUAAAACUUUUAAAUCCUCUGUUAAAGGUUGUGCAAAAAAAAGACUUGGCUUCUAUGGAAGAAAAUUCUAUACUGAACCAACAAACAGCUUUGUAUGCUUUACAUUUGCUAACAAAAGUUAUUGGUGCUAAAUAUCCUUCUAAAUUCCAUAAAGUGUUAAAUGUGACAAUACAGAUUUUGAAAGAUAAUGAAAAUGAAGCAUUGACUGUAAAUGCCCUUCUUUGUCUUGCCCAAUUAUGCAGUUCAUUAAAUAUUGAUGUGUUACCUCAAUUAAAUACUUUCAUGCCUAUAGUUAUUGGAUUUUUGUCUGAUUACCAAACUCUGUCUUUGAAUGACUGCCUAAUUUUGGGAAUUGUUACAGCUUUGUUUAACAUUGUGGAAAAUCUUGGUGUGUUUUUAAGUUGUUAUAUGCAGUCCAUUGUUACUGGUAUUUGCAUGCUUUCUUCAAAAUAUAUCCAAUUUAAUAAAAAAGUGCUCCAUGAAAAACUUCUAGCUUUUCAGACAGUUUUGGCCAAAGAUGUUGAUUUAAGAAUUUUAUUGACAGCUAUUGAUGGUAGUUACUCAAGCGUAAAAACAUUGGAUCAUGAUGCUAUUGUUCCAUUAAUGACCAUAUUAGAGGGUAAAUUGAAUAAUUGUUCUUAUACCGAUGUUGAAACAUAUUCUUCUCAAAUAGAACAGUUUUGUAUCGAGUUGCUUGAUUUUCGUAAUUCUUCAGAUUUAAAUGAACCUGUUUCUCCUAUUGAAUCGAGUAUAAUUUCUGUUGUGAAAACUUUUGUGAUGAAAUUGCCUGUAUCUAAUUUUUACAAUUUCUUCCAAAAGUUAUAUCAUUGGGCCACAGCCACUAUACCAAAAUUGAAACUCAGACGUUUCACAUUCUAUAAUCUAACAUGCCAUUUAUCAAAGAGCUUGAAAAGUUUAUUCCUGAUACCAGCUAAAACUUUCCUGAAACAUGCUGCUUCAGAUUUAGAUUCAAACAAUGUAUCUAAAACCAAAACUAUUGACUUUGCUGAUAAUUCUGGUAUGUUAUAUCAGUAUCUUAAUAAUAUUUUAGAAACUCUAAACACUUGUUUCCUUCAUGAUGAUAAUAAACUUGUAGAUAAAGAUAACUUUGAUUUCUUAAUGCAACCAUUGGUUGACCAAUUGGAGAAUUUAACGAGUGCUGAUGAAAAAUCUUACCAAAAGAGGAUUAGUAACUAUUUAUCUAGUUGCAUUGCUCGAUUUAUGGCCACUGUAUCUGAUAACACAUUAUGGAAGAAACUAAACUAUCAAAUUUUAUUGAAAACAAGACAUGAUUCUCCAGUAGUAAGAUUUGCUACUAUCCAAGUGAUUCGAGAGGUUGUUACUGUAAUGGGAGAUAACUAUCUUGUUUUAUUGCCUGAAUCCAUACCAUUCUUAGCAGAAAUUAUGGAAGAUGAAAGUACUGAAGUUGAACAAGAAUGUAAUUCUGUAAUUACAGAAAUGGAAAAAAUUUUAGGUGAACCCAUUAGAAAAUAUUUCUAGAACUGAAUUGCAAUUUUAAUAUAUAUAUUUUUUUAUGUAAACUCAGCAAUAGUAAAAUUUAAUCUCUUAAAAAGUGAUAAUCUCCCCCUUCCCCCAGAAAAGUUACAUUUUAUGCCAACAUUUUUGUUGAGUAAAUGCUAUCACUAAAAAAGAAAGAAAAAUAUAGAAUUUCUUCUAUUAAUCAUAUUCAUUAUUUUUUUAUAAUUUCAGAAAUUUUACUAUUUCUGUAUUGCAUGAAAAAGAUAUUGUUUAUUUUACAUUUGUAAUUAUUGAUUAGUACUAAUUUUUGAAUUUUUUUAAAUUAUGAAUUUGACAUGAAACUUGCCUUUAAACAAUACUAUUCAUUUCUUUAUUUAACAAAAUUCUUUGUUUCAUUUAACAAAAUUAAGUUUUAAAAAUCAUUUAUUAAAUUUAAAAUCUGCAUAUUCUUCUGUCAUUUUUUGUUUGGUUUAAUUUAUGUUGCAAGUGAGAGCAAAUUGUGGAUGUGUAUUUAAUUAUUGGUAAAUUUGUUAUUUCAUAUUUAGUUAUUUGCCAGUUUUGAAAUGCGAAACUUUUUUAUAUACAAAAUUAAGAAUUUAAUAGUGGAUGCAGAGCACCUGUUUCAGAAAUUACAAGUAAUUUCAUUUACAAGUCUCUGAAUAUAACAGAAAAAUUGAUCAUUCUUCUUAGACUUUCUUUUUAAAUUAGUUGUGCUAUCUUGAAAUAAUAAAACUUUUGCAUUUUGCCUAAUAUUUAGAAACCUAUUUUGCUAAACAGUUUUAAAAUGUUUCAUUUCUUUUAAAUUGAUUCUUUCUCUUUACUCGCAUUUAACCAUAGGAGCCCCAUUUGCCUGAUGUUGUCAAGUAUUUUGGGGCAGUUAAAUGAGUUUAAGAGGUGAAAGGUAUUUCUCCAUGAGUGCUUAUUUAAUUGUCUCAAAGCACCUAAGUCAGGCCCCUAUCAAAUGUUGCAGUCAGGGCUCAUAGGGUUAAAUGUUAUAUUAAAGAAAUGUUAUAAUUUGUUACUAAUUUAAUGAUUCUUCAUAAGUUGUUUUCUCAAUGUUAUUUUAUUCCUGAAAUAUCAGCAAUUCUUAUUUAUGUUAAUUUUCAAGGUUUUUUUUAUUCUUAUUGGUAAACAAUUUUUUAUAUAUAUACA
Messenger RNA from Argiope bruennichi, 7497 nucleotides. RefSeq names its product HEAT repeat-containing protein 1-like. Gene Ontology annotation, biological process: positive regulation of transcription by RNA polymerase I; maturation of SSU-rRNA from tricistronic rRNA transcript (SSU-rRNA, 5.8S rRNA, LSU-rRNA). The record is from RefSeq and is a predicted model, not a curated record. The transcript has a single exon. Gene Ontology annotation, molecular function: snoRNA binding. Lineage: Eukaryota; Metazoa; Arthropoda; Arachnida; Araneae; Araneidae. Bases 88 to 6366 code for a protein of 2092 amino acids. Gene Ontology annotation, cellular component: small-subunit processome; t-UTP complex; 90S preribosome.